GGUUACUAAAACAACCCGGCUCAAACAGCUCGAGAACGUUGAGCAGCCUUCGGCAGUUUCUAAACAUAUAACAAGCCAGUGCCAAAACAAAUAAUAGCAAAUUCAAUUUAAAUCUCUGCCCAAUUGUAAAACAACAGAAUACCAAAAUGCAGUCCUUAGUUAUCGCAGCCUUCCUGAUGACUUGUAUCAUCGGUUUCAGCUCAGCUGGCAAUAUGCCUGACUAUAUCCAGGUGUGUCAUCGCAACGAUCCUGAGCUGUCGAAGUGUCUGAAGAGCAGUGUCCACAAUUUGCGUCCCUAUUUGGCCAAAGGCAUUAAGGAAUUGAAUGUGCCACCGCUAGAGCCUCUCUAUAUUGGUGAUCUUAGCAUUUUGGAUGGCUCCGCUGGGCUUACGGUUAAGGCCAAGAAGCUGAACAUCCUGGGAGCCUCGAACUUUGAAAUCACCAAGCUGCGGGCAUCCACCCAAAAUCGUCGCUUCGAUUUCGAGUUGAUACUCCCUCAUCUCCAUGGCGAUGGGCUCUACGAGAUCAACGGCAACAUCCUGGCACUGCCCAUCAAGGGCAAUGGACCGUUCACAGGAAACUUCACCAACUUCGUGGCUUAUGUGCGAGUGCAGUAUGACAUCAAGAGUGUUAACGAUCUGGAAUACCUACAUGUCAAGGAAUUCGCCUUGAAGAUUCGCACUGGCAAGGGCAAUCUGAAGCUGGAGAAUCUUUUCAACGGUGAUAAAGUUCUGGGUGAUGUCAUCAACGACACGAUCAACCAAAACUUCGAGGUCUUCACCAACGAUUUGAUCGCUCCGAUUGCCCGCGCUCUGGAGGCCAAAUUCCUGGUCAUCACGACCAAAAUCCUUGAGAACUUUACCUACAGCGAGCUUUUCCCUGUCUAAUGAGGAAUCGUAAUUAGGUUAGAAUUAAGAUUGUGAUACACUCGAAUUGUUUUAAUUAGUCCUAAAAUAUUCAAUAAACCUAACAAAUUUGAACUUAAA
Drosophila eugracilis is the source of this 986-nucleotide messenger RNA. It is a transcript of the gene Jhbp3, whose product is annotated as protein takeout. NCBI's taxonomy places the organism in Eukaryota, Metazoa, Arthropoda, Insecta, Diptera, Drosophilidae. The coding region runs from base 147 to 887 and encodes 246 amino acids. The transcript is spliced from 3 exons. The record is from RefSeq and is a predicted model, not a curated record.